Molecule: messenger RNA, 1041 nt
Organism: Neodiprion fabricii
Lineage: Eukaryota; Metazoa; Arthropoda; Insecta; Hymenoptera; Diprionidae
Exons: 1
Coding region: 1-1041 (346 amino acids)
Source: RefSeq, a predicted model, not a curated record
AUGGGGAGUCCAGCAAGUCCUUCAAUUGCCAUCAUUGCAGUAGAUUAUGUUGUUUCAAUGGCGUUGACUCACCUUGACUUUGAAAUUCCGAUUAUUAAGUCGUAUGUUGAUGAUCUCUUCGCAGUGGUUCCAAAGGAUAAAGUAGACAGCAUCUUAGAUGUGUUUAAUAGUGUUGACAAGGACAUCCAGUUUACCUUGGAAGUUGAGAAUAACGGGAAGUUGCCUUUUUUGGACAUACUAAUAGAAAGAUCAGAAGAUGGUGAUCUUAUAACUUCUUGGUUCAAGAAACCGUACAGCUCAGGAAGAAUUUUGAAUUUUAAUUCCAAUCAUCCAUUGAGCCAGAAAUUGGGGGUUGUAAAAGGGUUUUUGAACAGAGCCAUGCGCUUGAGUCAUGUGAACAAGACCAAGGAAAGUAUUCGCAUAGUUAGAAGAUUACUGUCAUCUAACAAUUAUCCAAACAAGGUCAUCAGCAAGUGUGAGAAAAUUGUGUCCGAGAGGAUUAGAAACAACAUCAGGAGCAACAAUGUCAACAGGAAUUGGUCGUUUAGCAGAUUUCCCUACAUAAAAGGCUUGUCACCAAGACUGGGAUCUUUAUUUAGGCACACCAACUGCAAGUUGGUAUUCUAUAAUGUAUUCAAGGUUAAGGAUCUAUUUUCCCGGCUAAAAGACAAAGUGGAGAAAGAAGAUAGAUCUGGCCUGGUAUACUGGAUUCCGUGCUCGUCUGGGAAAUGGUACGUUGGACAGACCAGGCAAAAAUUAAAAGCCAGAGUGAGACAACACAAACUUGACUGCAGACCUGAGAAGUCCAUAAAAAACAACAAAACAGCAUUAGCGGAACAACACUUUGUUGAGGAUGGUCAUAACUUUCAGUUCGAGGAUGUUGAGAUUUUAGAUCUGGAGAAAAAUUACAUGAAGAGAAACCUAAGCGAAAUGAUUUUUAUUAAGGCGAUGAAUUGUGUCAAUUUUAGAUCCGACACGCAAAACCUCAGUACAAUUUACAGUGACCUGAUGAAUGAUGUUAAGGAUUUAGUGAAGUCAUAG